GGCCUGCCUUCCGCGGAAUUCCGCGGUCGGGCCGGGUCCUCCGCCCCACCGGAAGCUCCUCGCCCGCGUCGCCGAGAUGGGGUAACCAAGUGCCAGUUUGAGAAAAUGACAUUUACCUGAGGUCACCCAGACACUCUAAAGGACCUAGAACUUGAAGUUUUGGACAUCUGCCUCCAGGACCCUGGGGAUUUCCAUCAGAAAGGGUAAUUCCUGCUGUGACUCAGCUGUGAUGUUAAACCACACAAGCCAGAGAGGAGAUGAUAAAGGCUUCAGAGAGGGUGGCCCAGGCCAGAACCCACCUCUCUCCAUAAAGACCUCAGGGCUGGUCCUCUGCCCUGGAGCAGCUCAGACAGAACCUCAGGCCAUCUGGAUCCUCAAGAUGGCCUCCAGCUCAGCCAGCAGCCCCCGCCUGGCCCCAGAUGAAAAUGAGUUUCCUUUUGGGUGCCCCCCUACUGCCUGUCAGGACCCGUCCGAGCCCAGUGCCCUCUGCUGCGCAACCUGUCUCUCUGAGAAUCUGAGAAAUAGUAAGGAUGGGAUCUGUCCUAAAUGCAGAGGGGACGACCACCAACCUGUGAGCCCAGGAAGCCUUCUGACUCAGGAGAAGGUUCACCCAGAGAUGGCUGAAGCUGGAAUUGCAUGUCCUUUUGCAGGUGUUGGCUGCUCCUUUAAGGGGAGCCCACAAUCCAUGCAGGAACAUGAAGCCACCUCCCAGGCCUCCCAUCUCAACCUGCUGCUGGCGUUCCUGAAGGAGUGGAAGGCCUUGCUGGGCUCUGGCCUGGGCUCAGGGACUGUGGCACUGGAGCAGAACUUGUCAGACCUCCAGCUGCAGGCUGCCGUGGAGGUGACAGGCGACCUGGAGGUAGACUGUUACCGGGCCCCCUGCUGCAAGAGCCAGCAGGAGCUGGCCCUUCAGCAGCUCCUGAAGGAAAAGCUGCUCACCCAGCUGGAGGAGAAGCUGCGUGUCUUCGAGAACAUCGUUGCAGUCCUCAACAAGGAGGUGGAGGCCUCCCAUCUGGCCCUGGCUGCCUCUAUCCACCAGAGCCAGCUCGACCGUGAGCAUAUCCUAAGCCUGGAACAGAGGGUAGUGGAGUUGCAGCAGACCCUUGCCCAAAAAGACCAGGCCCUGGGCAAGCUGGAACAGAGCCUGUACCUCAUGGAGGAGGCUUCCUUCGAUGGCACCUUCCUUUGGAAAAUCACUAAUGUCACCAGGCGGUGCCAUGAGUCAGCAUGUGGCAAGACUCUCAGCAUCUUCUCCCCAGCUUUCUAUACUGCCAAGUAUGGUUACAAGUUGUGCCUGCGGCUCUACCUGAAUGGGGAUGGCACUGGCAAGAGGACCCACCUGUCCCUGUUCAUCGUGAUCAUGAGAGGCGCAUACGAUGCCCUGCUGCCCUGGCCAUUCCGGAACAAGGUCACUUUCAUGCUGCUUGACCAGAACAACCGUGAACAUGCCAUCGACGCCUUCCGGCCCGAUCUGAGCUCCGCCUCCUUUCAGCGGCCUCAGAGCGAAACUAACGUGGCCAGUGGCUGCCCACUCUUCUUCCCCCUCAGCAGGCUGCAGUCGCCCAAGCAUGCCUAUGUGAAAGACGACACUAUGUUUCUCAAGUGCAUCGUGGACACCAGUGCUUAAGGAGGCCAGGUGUCCUGAGGGGGCACCAGCUCAGACUCGGAGGGAGCAGAGCUUAGCCAGAUGGCUGAUGGCUUGCCCUUGGAGCCCAAGGCCUCAGGACAAGGAUGGACUAUGAGGCUGACAUGAUCUGAGCCAGUAGGUCUGAAUGGUGAGACCUUGGGCUAUGUCUGCAAAGGCAGAACAUCCAGAAGGGGUCGACAGAAUUGCUCCCUCCUCAGAUCACACAAUCCUGGGAGGUUGGCGUACCAUAGCCCUGAAUGUUAAGGCCAACUUAAGUCAAUAUGGGGAGGGUUGUAGCCAUUAGUAUGGAUGGUGAGCUGGACAGAACUAUGGAAGAGCAGAGAAGCCCUCAAGAUAGAAAGUCUCUGUGAGCCCAUGGAGAGCUAGAAACAUCUUCUGUCUCCCUGUUGAGGCUCAGAGCCAGGACCAGGAGUAGAAAGCGUAGGAGUCAGUGUGAAUUCAGCAUGUCCAGGCCUGGACUGAGUUCCCCAUUGCUGGAGGUGAAUGGCUAAAUCCACAUGUGGGAAGGGCCUCAAGCUGAGUAUUGAAUUUAAUGUUCCUCACAGCCAAAAAAAAAAAAAAAAAAAAAAAAAAAAAAGCUGCUAACUUCUGGUCCUCUGUGCCCAUGUGAGACCUAGGUUGAUAGAAGCUUCCGGGGAACAUUUGGGAGUCUCAUGUCUUCCAACUCUUAACUCACUUCCGUACCACAAGGUGGGAAGGGUGCCUCUCCCCACCAAAGCACCUGCCACUGGGCCGGGGAACCCCAGCUUUCCAGCAUGCAGGAGCACAGCUAGUUCCCAAGUCAGUGCCUCUACCAGCCAUUGCCCUUCCCUUCGUCCAGGUGAAACCAGUCACAGCAGGCUUCCAGGAACAGCCAGGAGUGUGAGGAGGAGAUGCAGGCAGACAUUUACUUGCUGCUUCACUGCCUAGAACCUCACAGGGUGAUUUCUAGAAUCCCAGGUCACCCAAUUAACCGAGGUCAUCACUUCCCUUGGUUGACUGAUGAGGGCUCUGAGCCAUGGGGCAGAUAAACUUUUAAAAAUAUAUAAAGUCAAAGAUUUUUAAAAAUCUGUUAAAGUUUUCGUUGGGUAUGUGGUGAUGGGAGCCACUCCAGAAAAACCAUUGCUGAAGUUGGGGCAAUGCUGUGAUUUUGCCAGUGGCGUCAGGACUUUGUCCUGGUCUGAAUGUCCCAUCUUGGCCUUGGUGUCCUCCCUCCUGUAAUGUAAACCCGCCUCAUAGGCCUCACACUGGACUCCCCAACUCUCAGGAGACAAGACCAGGCUCCAGGUUGAAUAAUCCAUGCCUGCCUUCUCACACAGCCAUUCAGGGACCCUGGCCCAACUUCCCAGGAACCCUGAAGCUGGCUGUUGCCUCUCUCUCCAGCCUUCCCUGCCACUGACUGUGCCUCAUUUGACGUGCUUGUUGGCACAGGAGCAGAAGAGAUGAAAAACUCAGGUCCAGUGUGGCUCUAAGCCUGAUGUCCCAUCAUGCCGCAGCCUCUUCACUUGGAAAUGAGGAGGCCUUUCCCCAGCUGACCCCCUCCCCCCCAGGUCACAAGGCUUUCAGAAGGCCCAUCUGGGAUGAUGGUGGACUUGGCAGGCUGUAAACAGGCCAGCACUACUUUUUCUGGUUCCCACUCCUGAUAGUUUGUCAGUCACGGAGACCAACUUGUUCCCCACAUCCACCCCCAGGCAGAUAGAUGUAACAAGGUCUCGCUCCCACAAGUUCAGAGCUGAUGUCCUGGCACAAACAGCACCUUCAUGCCUGCCUACUCACUGAGUGCCAAGCCAAAGGAGAGUGAGAGACGCAUGUCUUCAUCUGGCUUUGGGAGCCAGUGGGUCCUUCUUCCAGUCCAAGGGCCAACCUGACAGGAUGAUGCCAUUCCUGUCAUGGCCCAGGAGGCAGGGCAUGUGGUCAUCUCUGCCAGGUUUGCUCAGAGACCACAUCAUUAUGUCCACAGGUGACCCACAGACCAGGGUAGGGAGUAAGGACAGCUAUUAUCUAUGUCUUUAAUUGCCAAGUUCUGAGGGCAACUCAUUAUAGGGAAAAUUAAAAAAAAAAAAAAAAAGUACUGCUAGAUGUGGUGGUGCACGCCUUUAAUCCCAACACUCGGGAGGCAGAGGCAGGAGAAUCGCUGUGAGUUCGAGGCCACCCAGAUACUACAUAGUGAAUUCCAGGCCAGCUUGGGCCAGAGCGAGACCCUACCUCGAAAAAGAACAGAAAGCACAAAGAAAACAUGAUCACCUGUGACCCCAGAGUCUAGCUAGCACUGCCACGAACAUGUAAGCAAAUCUUGAAGAAGCAGACGAGAGCAUCUGCAUAUACUCGCACUGUGUUUUGCAGACGUAAGGAGAAUCGCACUAGCGCUGCCCACCAUUGUCCGUGUCUUCCAAACACCCUGAACCCCACGCUGCUUUAGUUUCUUCUCACAGGCAGACACACAGGAACUCGGAAAGGGCGAGUUGCUCAAGGCUGCAUCAAGUGAGGGGCCAGUGAAGAUUUGCACUCAGAUCUCCCAACUCCAGUGCCAGCGACAAGAUCAUCCUGGCUGUUUUCUGAUGGAGAAACAAAGGCAGAAGUGAGGGAACUGGUCGCAAGUGCACGGCUGUUCCUGAGCAAGCAGAUCUGGCCUCGGGCUCCCCGGAUGCCCCUGUCCUGCAUCUAGGACCAGAGUGGGGCUCACCUGGGGUGCGGAGAAGUGGACCUGUCUUCUCGUGGAAGGAGCGUGAGCAGGAUGCUGCUCAGAGCCCACACCUGGGAGAGCUCGGGGCUCUGCUCCCAAGCAGCUAAGCUGACAGGAUCCACUGAGCAGGCCGAGCCUGUUUCUGUUUUGCCAUGAGGGUAAAAGCUAACCACCCCGUGUGGUUGUGAGAAUGUCAAAGCUGCUGUCAUCGUGCCCUGGGAAUCCCCAGCUAAGAGGAGACAUGUAAACAACCCUGGUGCUCAGCUAACUGCUCUACACUGCACUGAAGGUUUCCAGCAGCAUUUCAUGCGACUUCCCUAAAAGCCCCAGAGGGAAGUGUGGUUAUUUUCAUCUCUGUGUCACCAAAAGGGACACCCAGCCUACAAGGAGUCAGCCAGCUCACUGACAGCCAGGAACCAAGAGCUCACCACAUGGAGUUCAAACCCCAAGACCAGUGAUUGAUUAGUGACCAGAAGCAGGAUAACAUGGAGAGAAAAGUACAAGAAUGGCCUACAGCCACCUGCUCUGGUAUGGUUUUAGUUCUGCACAGAAUGCAAAUAAACUCUUUUCUUGAAUUUUUAUUUAUGUAUAUGUGUGUGCAUGUGCACAUGUAUGGGCACAACUCGUCUCUUGCUGCUACAAAUGGAGUCCAGAACCCUAUGUCAUUUUGUCUGGCUGUGGGUACUGGGAAACUGAACCCAGAGGCAGGCUGCGCAAGCAAGCACCUUUAACCCCAGCUCUUGCAAGUCAACUCAUAAAAUAACAAGAAGAUGGCAGCUAUCAUCUCUUAGUAUUAUUUAACUUGCAUCCUUUGAUGAUUUCACACGUAGAAGUGCUAGCAGAGCUGGGAGGAAAGUACUUGUUGUCCUAACUUGAUAGGUGGAGAAACAAACCCAGAGAGACUGGGUAAUCUUUUGUUCAAGGUCUCACAAGCAAUAGGCAGGUCUUUACCUCCCAAGCACGGGAUCUGCCCACUGCGGUGUGGCGUCAUCACCAGGAAUUUGGGGCGGUAGGAAGGAAUCAAAUGGGAGUUGAUAUGGUCCAUGGAUUAAGUGCCAGCCCUUCUCCAGGACUGCUCUUCAGGGGAGGAGCUCCUGUCUGCAGUGCUCUGCCUUGGGGGACUAGUGGGUGGGAUUAAUGGCAGCCUGGGGAAAGGAUGGAAAUGAAGUCAGGGGAGCCACUGCUGUGCCAGGAACUGGUUUUUAUUUGCCUCAGCAUCUGUGUGUGUGUGCGUGUGUGUGUGUGUGUGUGUGUGUGUGUGUGUGUGUGUGUAUGCACAGAGUCCCCCUCACCCCCGCCCCCAAGGCACAGGCAUGGUUUGGGGACCACGCCAGAGAGAGCUGGCUGUUAUAAUGGCUCAGGUCAGUAGGACAAUUAUUUGUUUGUGUCCUUUACUCAACCUCCACUGCUCAAAGCAUUUCCUUCCCUGGGAGGUCCAGGUGUGCUCUCUAACAUCGUCACACUACCCAGAUGCUCACUGUACAGGCAGCAAUGUCAAGGCCGAGAGGGGGGCAGACUCAAGGACAGAUCACCCUGCAAGAACGUGACUUUUCCUUGUGGAAAAGUGACUUUUCUUUCCAGGCAUGGUGGUGAACUCCUUUAAUCCUGGCACUCGGGAGGCAGAGGUAGGAGGAUCACCAUGAGUUUGAGGCUACCCUGAGACUACACAGGGAAUUCCAGGUAGCCUGGGCUAGAAUGAAGCCCUACUAAAAGAAAAAAUAAAAGGUGAGCGGCUGGAGAAAUGGCUCAGUGGUUAAAAGUGCUUGCUUGCAAAGUCUGCCGGCCUGGUGCCCAUGUGCAGUCAGGUACACAAAGUGACGUGUGCAACGGGAAUUAGCUUGCAGUGCCACGAGGCCCUGAUGUACUCAUUCUGUCAUUCCCUUUCUCCUCUCCCCGCCUUGUAAAUAAAAUAAAAUAAAAAUCUGGCUAUAA
Jaculus jaculus (lesser Egyptian jerboa) is the source of this 6242-nucleotide messenger RNA. RefSeq names its product TNF receptor associated factor 1 (gene Traf1). Gene Ontology annotation, biological process: tumor necrosis factor-mediated signaling pathway; protein K63-linked ubiquitination; regulation of canonical NF-kappaB signal transduction. Bases 230 to 1627 code for a protein of 465 amino acids. Gene Ontology annotation, molecular function: zinc ion binding; tumor necrosis factor receptor binding; ubiquitin protein ligase binding. The transcript is spliced from 9 exons. The record is from RefSeq and is a predicted model, not a curated record. Gene Ontology annotation, cellular component: plasma membrane signaling receptor complex; cytoplasmic side of plasma membrane. NCBI's taxonomy places the organism in Eukaryota, Metazoa, Chordata, Mammalia, Rodentia, Dipodidae.